Aspergillus nidulans FGSC A4 is the source of this 1278-nucleotide messenger RNA. Its product is annotated as DNA-binding E3 ubiquitin-protein ligase SNT2. The transcript has 3 exons. The coding region runs from base 1 to 1278 and encodes 425 amino acids. Gene Ontology annotation, molecular function: chromatin binding. Lineage: Eukaryota; Fungi; Ascomycota; Eurotiomycetes; Eurotiales; Aspergillaceae. The record is from RefSeq and is a predicted model, not a curated record.
AUGUCCUCGGAUAGGUCACCGCCCCCCAACUCGCAGUCUCCAUUCCAGUCGCAGCUCCAGUCUCAGCAACCACCCGUGAGGCCCGACUCGCCCUCCUCCACCAGCACACCUCUUCCCGCCGCGGGCUGCCGUCGCAUGCCUACCCCUGGCCAGGCUUCUCGGAGGGGAUCUGUGGAUUCUUCCACCCCCCAAGAUCCGGCCGAUGCUGUAAAUGAUGCUCCUGCGCAGCCCGUCACGGCUAGCGCUUCUCCGUCUGAAGCUACUGUGACGGAACCGCCCAGCACUUCCGCCACUCCAGCGCCUUACGGUACGCGCUCACGAGGCCGCAAUGCUGCUCCCCGGCCCAACUACGCUGAGGACCGCGACAUUGAUGUCGAUCUGGAAAUUCACAACCCCGCCGCAAAAUCCAACAAACGCGGCGCCGCCUCCAGUAAUCUGACUAACGGCGCAAAACCCGACAGCGAAAAGUCUGGCUCUCGAAAAAGCCUAACGGCCGCCAACGGGUCCAACUCCGCCGCCGCCAAAGACGGUAUCCCCGGCACCUCCUCGUUUCUUGCCAAACCAGACGAUACUCCUUCGUCAUCGAAUUCUUCACGAAAACGCAAGCAGCCUGCAAGUCUCACCACGAACGCCACCAAUGAAAAUGCGGCCAAGAAAGUCUUCACGGCCGCACCAGGCGUUGCCCCAGGUCAAAGUGACUCCAACAUGGUCACUUUUGACGACCGAGGCGCCUACUUGAAAGAUGGGAAAUUGACGGCCGACGAUGGCACGACUUUUGCAGUGAACGACCACGUCUAUCUGAUUUGCGAACCUCCCGGGGAGCCUUAUUACUUGGCGCGGAUAAUGGAGUUUCUCCCAAACAAAAACUCGCCAUCUGGACCGAUUGAGGCGCUCCGGGUGAAUUGGUAUUACAGACCACGUGACAUCCAACGUAACGCAGCGGAUACGAGGCUGGUAUUCGCCUCGAUGCACUCCGACACAUGCCCGCUUUCAUCGUUGCGUGGAAAGUGCCAGAUCAGACAUGCUUCUGAAAUUGAAGAUUUCGAUGGCUACAGGAAGACGCGGGAUUGUUUCUGGUACGAUAAAAUGUUUGACCGGUACAUACACCGGUACUACGAAGUCAUCCCGACAAGCAAAGUCAUCAAUGUCCCUGCAAACGUCAAACGGGUCCUUGAUGAGCGAUGGCGAUAUGUUCUCGUCGAAGUCGGGAAACGGAAAGAGCUGACAAGCGCGGUUAAGACCUCACACCGGGAAAAGCGUCAACUGACCUAUUCUUGA